AUGACGGACUUCGGUCUUCGUGCGCCUCAUGGCCCCGACAUGUCGGGGACCCAUCAGCCGCUCGAGGACAUGGAUAUCAACGAGAAGGGUGCCUUUGACGCUUUGAUCCGCCCCGAUGAUUGUUACACUCCCGAAGGUACCUACUGGGCCGACCUGCCGUUGCUGAAGAAGAUCCGCUUUGUGGGCUCCUACGAUGCGAAAGAGUCCAAGCGUGAAUUGGGUGACAUCUGGCAAAUGUUCAAGAACGACCCAUUGUCGCCAAUGUCGUAUUAUUUCCGGAAUAUGGUUCUCCCCGGUGCUGGUCUUGGUCUAGAAGGUUAUGUGCUGUUCUCGAUCGGAAACAUUAAACCUCUCUUCCAACAUGCGUUCAGUAACUGCUGGGAUACCCACGAGGUUUGCAAUGAGCAGUGGAUCAACGCCGUGGAGUACCUGGAAAUCAUUGGUAUCAUUGUUGGUCAGAUUCUGGUGGGCUUUGUGGGUGACUGGCUGGGCCGUCGCUGGGGUCUCAUUCAAGAUGCAGCCAUCAUGUUUAUCGGUUUGCUGAUGCUUACGGCCGCCUGGGGUGUUACUCUCAACGGCUGGGUAAUCUGCUAUGCCUGGUCUUUGUUCUUCUAUGGUAUUGGUGUUGGCGGUGAAUAUCCUAUGACUGCCACGAGCGGUAUGGAAAAUGCCGUUGGCUCUGGAAAGAUCUCGACCAAGGAAGACCGUCUGCACCGUGGGCGUAAAGUCACCAGCGCAUUCUUAAUGCAGGGCUGGGGUCAAUUCUUCAACCAGGUUAUCCUCAUCAUUUUGCUCCUCUGCUUCCACCACGGUUCCGGUAACCCUCCGUAUUCGGCUGUCGCCGCUCAGUGGACUUACCGUGUGUCGUUCGCCAUUCCGGCUGUUGGCACGCUCUGGCUGGUUUACCAUCGUGCCUACCACAUGAAGGCGGCCAGCAAGCAGUUAGCAGCGGCCAAGAAGAACUCUUCUGUUACGGGCUAUGACCGUCAAUCUCUUGGCCUGACAUUCAAGUAUUUCGGCUUCCGCAUUGUCGCCACCGCAGGCGCGUGGUUUGCCAACGAUGUCUUCUUCUACGGCAAUAAGUUGUUCCAAUCUGAAUUCAUCAGCGUUAUCAGCCCCGGAUCCCACUCGAUUAUGCCCACCUGGUUGUGGAACUUGUGUAACGUCGGUGUCUCGCUGGCUGGCUACUACUUGGCCUCUUUCCUCAUUGACAACAAGCUCUAUGGUCGCAAAUGGAUGCAGAUGGUCGGUUUCCUGAUGUGUUUCAUCCUUUUCAUCGUUCCGGCUUUCCACUACGAAUACUACACCUCCCCAGAGCAUAUCAAGGAAUUCCAGACCAUGUACUUCCUGAGUUCCUUCUUUAACCAAUUCGGUCCAAACUCCGUCACUUUCCUCGUUGCUGCCGAAGUGUUCCCCACCCCGAUCCGUGCCACUGCUCAUGGUAUGUCCGCUGCUGCAGGAAAGCUUGGUGCUCUCCUGGCUUCCGUUCUAUACAGUUACAUCGAUACGCAGACCAAGUUCUACGUGGUUCCAUGGUUCGGUCUGGGUGGCAUGCUCUUGACUUUCCUUUUCCUGCCUGACACCACUGGUCUCGAUUUGAAGGAGCAGGAGCGUCGCUGGAACUACCUCCGCGCCGGCCGUGAGCAUGAGUAUCAUGGCCCGGCCGUUCAUUCCAAGCAUCUGUCUCUCUGGGAACGUCUGCGCGGCGUUGGAAAGUACUACGAUGCCGAAGAGGAUUACAAGCAGAAGGUCGAGGAAUACCGUGCUGAGUGGGAAGCCGCGAUGGCCCUCAAAGUUUCCGAAAAGACCCCUGGCGAAGAGUUCCCAGUGGACACCGAUGACACUCUCUUUGAAGGUCAUGUUCACUCCUAUUUCCACCGGACAAGCCCCAUGUUCCGCCCGAUGGAGAAGACCGGUCCGAACAAGGCCGAUAACUUUGCCCUUCCUCCCGCCGCCCAGGAAGGUGACUCGGUAGACUCGUAUGAAGAAAAGUGA
Aspergillus ruber CBS 135680 is the source of this 1995-nucleotide messenger RNA. RefSeq names its product putative MFS phosphate transporter. The record is from RefSeq and is a predicted model, not a curated record. Lineage: Eukaryota; Fungi; Ascomycota; Eurotiomycetes; Eurotiales; Aspergillaceae. Gene Ontology annotation, cellular component: membrane. Gene Ontology annotation, biological process: transmembrane transport. The transcript has 3 exons. Gene Ontology annotation, molecular function: transmembrane transporter activity. Bases 1 to 1995 code for a protein of 664 amino acids.